AUACUGCUGUCAACUACUCCUCCCUCAUCUUCUUCUUUUAUAUACCGAGGCCCCUUUUCUAACCCUUCUCCAUCUCCUCCUCUUGCUUGCACACCUCUCUCUCUCUCUCGCUCGCUCUUGUCUCUAAAGGUCUCGGUCAUGGCGCCGGCUUUCGUUCACCGGGAUAGGAAUACCGUCUGUGUCAUGGACGCGUCAUGUCGGCUCGGCAUUUCCCUCGUCAGGAGGCUUUUGCAGAGAGGAUGCACUGUUCAUGCCGCCUCUUAUCACCAUGGUUCGCAGUUCGCCCUCGGGUUCUUUCACCUCGUUGUCGUUGGGUGCUUUUGUGUAUGCUGGAUUCCGACGAUUGCUGCUUCAGGUGAAUCGAGUGGCGUUCUGAAGAGGAUGUGCAGCGAGAACAGGCGGCUCAAGCUGUUUCAAGCGGACCCCUUCGACUACCAAACCAUCGUCGACGCCGUGAAGGGCUGCUCCGGCCUCUUCUACACGUUCGAGCCUCCCCAGGAUGAGUCCUAUGACGAGCUGAUGGUCGAAGUCGAGGUGAGAGCCGCACACAACGUGGUGGAAGCAUGUGCCCAGGUGGACACCAUCGAGAGGGUGGUGUUCACGUCGUCGGUGACCGCGGUCGUUUGGAAAGAAAACCGCAAGCUAGCGGCGGACGUCGACGAGAGGGAAUGGAGCGAGCCCAACUUCUGCAGAAAGUUCAAGCUUUGGCACGCGUUGGCAAAGACGUUAGCGGAGAAGACGGCGUGGGCGCUGGCAAUGGACAGGGGCGUCGACAUGGUCUCCGUUAACGCCGGGCUCCUAACGGGGCCGGAGAUCUCCGUCAGCAACCCCUACUUGAAGGGGGCUCCGCAGAUGUACGAAGACGGCGUCUUGGUGACGGUGGACAUCGACUUCCUCGUCGACGCCCACAUCGCCGUCUACGAGGGCCCCUCCGCUUACGGACGUUACCUCUGCUUCAGCAACGUCGUCUGCCGCCCCCCUGACGCCGUUAAGCUCGCCCAGCUGGUCUCCCCCGAUGCCCCUUCGUCUCCCCAAAGUAAUGAGUUGAAGGUGAUAGCGCAGCGGAUUCAGAACAAGAAGCUGAGCAAGCUGAUGGUGGAUUUCGACGUGCGGAUACAGGUGGAGUAGUAGACAGCCGUCCGUUUUGCUUCUGAUGGUUGGAGAUGUGGAAAUGCUGUGUGGAGUCUUUUAAGUCAUCAUCAACUGUGUAUAUGUAGAGUGCUCCCUGGUUUCAAAUAUCCAAAAGAAAGAGUAUAUGUUGAUUGGAUUUGCAUAAAAUUGGCAGAUGAUUGAAUUGUUUUUACCAUUGAAA
Musa acuminata AAA Group (dessert banana) is the source of this 1312-nucleotide messenger RNA. RefSeq names its product cinnamoyl-CoA reductase 1. Lineage: Eukaryota; Viridiplantae; Streptophyta; Magnoliopsida; Zingiberales; Musaceae. Gene Ontology annotation, biological process: steroid biosynthetic process. The record is from RefSeq and is a predicted model, not a curated record. Gene Ontology annotation, molecular function: 3-beta-hydroxy-Delta5-steroid dehydrogenase (NAD+) activity. The coding region runs from base 139 to 1128 and encodes 329 amino acids. The transcript has 4 exons.